AUGGCUUCGACGUCAGAAACAGCCAGCGUAGGCCCGGGCGAGAUGGCGUGUCCCGACCCAUCAGUGCACCACCACCAGCACAAGCUGUCCGAACAAGCCUCCACCGCCGCCCUGUAUGCCACCAACCCAUCGCGACGGCAGCAAGAUGGACGUGAAAGCAGGAGCGAGAACCCACUGGGUCCAGACGGCAAGCUGUCGUCCAAGAGUGCCGCAACGUCAUUGCGAUAUGCGAAGCCGCAAGAUCUCCCCUCCUUUCCCACCGCCGGCCUCACCGCAGACAAUGCCGGCAAAGCCGCGCUGCUCGCCGAAGACUACAAGAUGAAGGAGCUCUGGCAGCCCGAGCAGAGUCUCGCCGGAUCGAAAGCCGCACUCCUCGCGCAGAAGAAAGGCGGCAAGCUGGAUCUGUGGGAAGCGACGUCGAGCAAAGAGGGCUUGUCCGCGGCAAAGCUCGCGGUCGGAAACAAGAUGACCAUCAACGCGUACGGCGGCGUCGAUGCCGAGAACAAGAGCAAAGCACUGCAAGCCGCGACCAUGUCCGUCAACAAGGGCAGGUCGCGAGCCACCUCGACGCCUCAGCCCGUGCAUCCAGAAUAUCCAGAUUCGCAAAACGCCACUGCCAAUGCGCUCGGUGCAGCAGUCGCAUCUCAUCGUAAGAUGGGCGCAGCUGGUUGGGACGACGAAGCCAACCAGUCAGCCAGAAUUGGGAACUUGCACAAACCCGUGAGAGGGCAAUUCACCGACCACAUUGAGUAUGAUCCGGAUCCGGAUGACACCAGGCACCAAGCCGCGCUCAGAGCUUCAGCUGUCGCCGCAGCCAAGGGAAUUUACCAGAACCAGAAUCGAAGCAAGCUGACCGAUGAGCCCAACACUGCCAAUCUCGCAGGAGCGCAGGCUGCCGCUGGACGAAGCUCGACUAGCGCUGCACCGCCAGAUCUCAAGCAACAAGCACUGCAGUAUAUGAGCCUCCAAGGUGCAGCGCAAAAGCUGGCUGCCGAACGCCUCGCCAAGAUCGACAAGGACACUGAGAACGCACGCUAUCGCGAGUAUUACGGCUAUGGCGAUGACAUUAAGUCUAAAAGGCUAUCAUCGCGCAUGUCGAUGCGCAGUGUCGGCACUGGGCGCCAACGUAAGCGAGCUUCGAGCGACGGUGGCAGAAACUAUUCGGAUGACAGCGAUGACGAGGCACAGGCGCAGCGCAUUCGCACACAGAUGGCCCAAUUGAGCACCGCUACUGGCAAGGUUGACCAGCGUAAGCAGCAGGACGAUCGCGCCAAACUGUUGGCUGCGGCAGAGAAGCGUGUCUCCGCGCGCAUGCAUACCAUGGACGAGAAGGUGCUCGCAGACACUGGCAAAGUGCCACCGUCGCUCAUGGAAGAUUGGGAGGCAAAGGCUCGCGAAAGGGCACAAAAGCAGAGAGAAGAGGCCGCAUCGCAUCCUGGCAAGACACACGUUGGCGGUGGCAGGUUCAUGGAUGACGCAGACAUUGAGGCAAUUGCAGCUGCGCGACUGAAGCCCACGCUUGACCAGCUCAACGCAAAUGCUGAGAAUCGCAGAGGGAGAGAGGAGGAGCUGCGACUCGAGAAAGAAGAGCAAGACAAGGAGAAGCGUGAUGAAAAGCAGAAGACCCGAGAGGAGAAGGAGAGAGUCAAGAAGAUUGUCGCUGAAGACAAGGCCGCCGAGAAAGCUCGCAAAGAUGAGGAGAAGGCGCGCAAGGCUGAAGAGAAGCGCCUUGAGAAAGAAGACAAGAGAAAGAGCCGCGAACAGAAGAGAGACACCAUCGUGGUCGCGCCGACUUCUGCGGACGCCUCCAAAGCCGACGAUGACGAUGGAAAUGCCGUCGAAGACCCCGCUGUCGCCAAACAUCGCUCUGCACUUGGUCGCUUGAAGGAUAGAUUCAGCAAGAGCAACAAGGAGGAAGAGAAGCCAGACAAUGAGCUCGAAAAGGUGGAGACCGCCGAAGUGAAAAAGGAGCGACCAGCCACCGCAGCGAGCACAACGGCUGUUGCAAGCGGAAUUCCAGGCAAUACGACCUCUGGUGGUACUGCUACUGAUGGCAGUGUCUCGCCAGUUACCCCAGCAGAUGAGACGGCGGUCGUGCAGCCUCAGCCAAUUCACCCGCAUCAGACAGAGCGCUCGGCCGUUCUUGACCAUCAAGAUGCGCCGGUUCCACCAGCGAUGCCAAUUGCACCACUGACUGUGCCUGAACAGCACGAUGCUCCACUUACUGCGCAGAACACAACCUCCGACAAAGGCACGGAAGACGGCGCAGAUCGAUUCCACAAAGCCACUGUCCCAGGCGCCGCGGGUGUGACAGCUGCCAGUGUGCCAGCUUUAGCUGUCAACGGCAACGAGACUGAUGUUGACACCGCUACGGCCCCGGCGAGAGCUGGGUUUGAGCAGCAUGGAGGUCUUUCAUACCGCGAAGAAACCCAGCCCACACAGCUGGGAUCGCACAUGCCAGACCUUGAGAGGCACAUCUCAGCGAUACCGGACAGCGAUGACUCUGACGAUGAAUGGGACAGUGAUGAGGAAAGACCUACUCGCAACGCCGGCGCAGUAGCUGUACCCACUACUCAAGCGGGUGUUGCCGAACAAGAUCACAGCAAAGCAGCGAUCGGCGCUGGUGUUGGUGCUGGCGCUGGCGUUGCCACUGGGGAACUUGGAGAAGACAAGACGCAGGAGAUUGUUGAUCGAGUCAACGCCGCACCAGUAAAGAAUGACACUACCCAAAGCCCAGUCUCGCCGAUCGACCCUCCUACCCAGCGGUCAGUGGAGCCGACAUCAACAACUGUACAUUCGCCCACGACGACGACUACCACCCGCCAAGAGCCAUCGGCCAAGCCUGCCGCACAGCAAGACCCCAUCGCGAGCAGCUCGGCCGGCCCAACAGAUACGCAGCACCCCAAGGCAUCGAUUGACGAGGCUGUGGCUCAUGUGGCCGAGACCAAGUUUGGCACUGUCGACGAUAAGCCAAGUGCCACCGCAUUGGGCACGGCCGUGUUUGGACAGCCAAAGGGACCAGCUGGGCCAGAUCCUAAGCCUGCAAAGCUGCAGAAAAGUGGUGGCCCAGUCGAAGGCGUAGGCACCACCGCCAACACCAGCGUCGACUCUGGCAAGCUGCACAAAGAACAGAAGGCCGGUGGCGAGUCGAAGACGACCACAAAGUCAGAGAAGGAGGGCAAAGGCUUCCGCGGCUUCUUCAACAAGCUGCGCAACAAGGAAUCAAAGGGUGAGAACAAGUACCCCGACUUCAAGUCGCCUGAGCGCGGCGAGUCCUCGAAGAAUGUGUCUUACGAUAGCACAAAGGCAGGUGACAAGCCCAUUACGACCGGCACCACUUCUGGCGUACCAGCCGCUGGCGCUAUCGGAACCGGCGCAGAAGGCGCUUCAGCUACCAAGACGGCCGAUGCCGCUCCCACGCUCGGUAACGUCGAUACCGGUCCAACAUUCAGCUCUGGCGCUGAGCCCGACUCGCCAUCCAGCUACCAGCGCGGCGGUGCAGGUCUCGCAGACCUAGACGACGAAUCCUCCGGCGCUGAAGAGGAAGAUGUCACGCGCGGUCGAGCUGGCCGAAGCAAGGCUGGGAAGAAGAUGGGCUUUGGCUCCAGCCGCACAAGCGGUGCAAAGGACACUACCGCUGAUCGCCAAAACAGCAGCACCGAGGACGAGACCUUCGAAGAGGCGCGCGAUCACUUUGACGAGAGCCUUGCACCACCGCCUGCUUUUGCUGGCCAGGCUAAGAGUGAAAGUCCCAGCCGUGGCACCAGGUUCCAGGAGCAGCUCUAG
Molecule: messenger RNA, 3786 nt
Organism: Fulvia fulva
Lineage: Eukaryota; Fungi; Ascomycota; Dothideomycetes; Mycosphaerellales; Mycosphaerellaceae
Exons: 3
Coding region: 1-3786 (1261 amino acids)
Biological process (GO): eisosome assembly
Source: RefSeq, a predicted model, not a curated record